AUGAGUACCGGCGAAGCCCUAGAAUAUGGCCCCGAUGCGAAACCGUUCAUUUGUGCUCUGCAGACGGCUACUAGCGGCCAGUCCGACUGUUUACCAUGGCGCCCAAUCUGUCAUCGUUCAUGCGAAUUUGGCCCCGUACAUUUUGAUGACGCCAUGGUGAAUGCCGUUAGAAACCCAAACCUCUUGUCUAGCUGGCUCUUCCGGGCGGAGAUAUUGUCCGAGACCGAACAUGACCAGGCCGAGGUGUGCCCGGUGCAGGGGGAAUCCACGCUGCCUCGGUGCCCGGCUCUGCAAGGGUUCAGCCUCGAGAGGGCGUAUCUUCGACGAAUCAUACCACGAAACAUCAAGAGAGACAGUCCAAUGAUUCAAAGCUGCGCGUUCUAUGUUGAAUCCACGCUAGAACCAGACACAGGCACUAGGAGAAGUCUCGUGCUUUAUCUCCCUCACCUGGAUUCCGAAGAGGACUUUCCCUAUUAUCACCCCCAAGUUCGAGGCAUUGGUCUGCUUCACGAGUGGAAUGAUGAGCAGGGCAAAGGCAACUUCUCUAUUCACUACCAGCUGUUUUCAGAGGGGUCAAUGACUCCUAGACUGAAAAGCACAGCCCUGAAUAUGCUUUCUAUACUGCACAAACUCGGCCAAGGGCAACUCAACGGCUACGUUAAGCGGGUGCAUCAUGACAAAUUGGUUCCAAAGUCAGCACUACAAGACAGAUACUCAAGCCUCAGAGAUCGCUAUGCCAAGAAGCUUGUCGGAGGGUGGGCAGAAUCCACAGACCCUUUGAAGCACGUAUUUGAAGAUCUCUGCAUAGCCGCUUUCUUGAUUGAACUUUGGGCAGAGAUGUAUAAAACAAUUGAAUUCCCAGGCUUCGUGGACAUCGGUGCUGGGAAUGGCCUCCUCGUCCAUAUCCUGAACCUGGAAGGCUAUCGUGGCUGGGGUUUCGAUGCUAGAGCAAGAAAAUCUUGGCAUGUCUACAACGGUCUUCAACCAGACGGCCAGCCAACUCUGCAGGAAUUGGUCCUAAUCCCCUCACUCGUUGGUCAAGAGGGCUCUCCAAGUAUAAAUGACGUAGAAGUCUCGCCACAGACCGUGGGGAUCCACGAUGGCGUAUUUCCCAAAGGGACCUUCAUUAUAUCCAACCAUGCAGAUGAACUGACUCCAUGGACGCCGCUGCUCGCCACCGCUUCUGGAUGUCCGUUCAUAGCCAUCCCAUGCUGCAGUCACAAUUUGACCGGCGCCAGGUUUCGGGCCCCACCGCCGACUGACAAGAGCAAGUCGCACUCUGCUUAUUCUAGCCUUGUGGCCUGGGUUUCCGAUAUCGCGGUCGACUGUGGGUGGCAAGUAGAGACCGAAAUGCUGCGCAUACCCAGUACUAGGAAUACGGCUAUAGUGGGAAGACAUCGUACAAGGGAUACCACCGAGGUGGCUAUCGACCAAGUUAUUGCCAGGUACGGGGGUUCUGGCGACUACCGUGAGAAUGCCAUGAAACUUGUCAAGUCUACCUCGCCAAGGGGACACUAG
Molecule: messenger RNA, 1518 nt
Organism: Pyricularia grisea
Lineage: Eukaryota; Fungi; Ascomycota; Sordariomycetes; Magnaporthales; Pyriculariaceae
Exons: 2
Coding region: 1-1518 (505 amino acids)
Biological process (GO): tRNA methylation
Molecular function (GO): tRNA (uridine) methyltransferase activity
Source: RefSeq, a predicted model, not a curated record